Megachile rotundata (alfalfa leafcutting bee) is the source of this 1683-nucleotide messenger RNA. RefSeq names its product LIM and SH3 domain protein F42H10.3. NCBI's taxonomy places the organism in Eukaryota, Metazoa, Arthropoda, Insecta, Hymenoptera, Megachilidae. Gene Ontology annotation, molecular function: actin filament binding. Gene Ontology annotation, cellular component: focal adhesion. The record is from RefSeq and is a predicted model, not a curated record.
GCUAGACGAGAACGAGAGGGCAGUGCAGUUUGGUGCGGCUGUGUGGCACCCGUGCAGUUCGAGCUUUUCCGCUGGCGUGCAUUUUUUCUCGCAGUCACGGUUGUUGUUGUUGUCGAGGAAAGUCGUAAAUAAAUCGUCCGGCGUAAGCGUGUUCGAGCGUCACGAUUUUCCGCGAUCAUCCCGUCACAAAAGACCGCGCGGAUGUGUCGUUAGUGUUACACGUGUUCUUUACGUUCGUCGCAGUGUUUUGUGAAGAAGAGAGGCCAAGAUACAUACGCGGAACUGCGACUAAGACGGGAGGGAAAGAGAAGAAAGACGACGUAGAAGAAGGAAGAAACAGAAGAUGAGCAAGACGUGCGCCCGCUGCGAGAAAACGGUCUACCCGAUCGAGGAGCUCAAGUGCCUCGACAAGAUAUGGCACAAACAGUGCUUCAAAUGUCAGGGUUGUGGAAUGAUUCUGAACAUGAGGACGUACAAGGGGUUCAACAAACAGCCAUACUGCGAGGCACACAUACCGAAAGCGAAGGCGACCACAAUGGCGGAGACACCGGAACUAAAACGUAUCGCGGAGAACACGAAGAUCCAAAGUAACGUGAAGUAUCACGCAGAGUUCGAGAAGGCAAAGGGCAAGUUCACCCAGGUGGCGGAUGAUCCGGAGACACUGAGAAUCAAGCAGAACAGCAAGAUCAUCUCGAACGUCGCGUACCACGGCGAACUUGAGAAGAAGGCGAUCAUGGAGCAGAAGAGGACGAUGACCGGCGAGAACGGUGAACAAAUUGAGUGCAUAGAGUACACGGACGGUACACUCGCGCCUACAUCGGUGAACGCGAAUCCACCGGUCGCGAGAACUGCGAACUCGCCGGUGCAAAGGACACCAGGUAGGAUCGCCGAUUACGAUCCCCUUAGCGAGGCAAGGCCGAGCCCUUAUUCCGCCAGGCAGGCGGCCACAACUGUGAUUUAUACGAGCGACAAGGGACCAGUGACGAAUCCACCUACCAGAAAGAUUGGUUCGGUGGCAGAUAUUGACCCCGUGAACGAGUACUAUGGAUCGUUGACGCCGGCCACGAACAACAAUCACGUUCCACAGCAUCAACCGCCUCCUCCUCCACCGGCCAAUGUUGGAAGAGUGUACCGAGCGAUGUACGACUACGAGGCCCAGGACCUCGACGAGGUGAGCUUCUGCGACGGUGAUCUGAUCGUGAACUGCACGGCCAUCGACGAAGGCUGGAUGACGGGGCUGGUUCAGCGUACAGGACGACACGGCAUGUUGCCCGCGAACUACGUGGAGCCGGCGCAGAUUUAAAAUGCUUUCUUUAUACUCUGCCUGCGUACCGUCGUCGUGUUCGUUUCACCUCGACUUUGUCUCUUCGGUGGUCAGGCCACUUUGAUCGAAACGCUUCGAACGAAGAAAGUGGCGCAGACAAAAAAACAGCGACACAUUCGAAGCGAUACAUUCGAUCUAACCUCUGGAAAGAAAAAAUGAAAAGGAAGAACCGACGAUUCCUUUCGUGCAAUCGAUAUGGAACGUUUGCGAUUUCGAUGCCAAUUUUGACAUUUUGUCUUUUGAGGGACGAUCAAUUUUUUUUUUCAUUUAUUCUGGGAAAUAUACUACUUUUUAAAGUGGAAGUUUGUAUGUAAUUAGGUAGAGGAGAGACACUCACCUUGUCUAUGUUUAUGAUGAAA